AUGGAUCUCUCGCAGUCUUCCGGCCUGUCCUCUGAAUACUCAAGAUACGUGUUGGAUCAUGCCGUCGAAGAGCGUCGCCGGUGCUAUUGGAGUGUUGUCCUACUACAGAAUCUCUACAGCUAUCCGGCUGAGUCAUUCACUUUUGUCACAGAUGAGAGGACUCCCAAAAUUCCGCAGAGUCCAGAUCAACCACUCGGGACUAGCUCAGAGAUCACUGAUGCAGCACUUGAACAACCUCAGGGCAAUGGCGUCUCCAAUGAACCCAGAGACCUAGGCAUUUUGGCGUAUGUUAUCCAGCUUAGUGGGUUAUGGCAAAGAGCGGCUCGAUAUGCACAUCGUCGAGGAAAAUCCACCGCCCUGCCAGCUUGGUCUGCACAAUCGGAAUACGCGCUAAUCACGGCUCAACUGAUGGAAAUCGAGACUGGUAUGCCCUACAAAUAUCGAUUCCGGCCGUCUCGCUUCGCUGAGCAAGAACCCCAACCACUGCGACGGAACCGUGCUUUUUGGGCGCCUUGGCUACUAGUACAGCUGUUGUAUCACUCAAUACUGUGCCUCCUUAACCAUCCACUACUUCUCUCAUUACGUCUUCGACAUUUCAGAGUCACUAUGGUACCCGAGAUAUUCCUGCAACAUACCGCUGAUCUCACGUCGACACAUACCGAAUGGAUUGUGCACUUACUAGAUCAAUGCAGAGAAAAAGAUUUCAUGCUUUCGGACCCAUUCUUGAUCCACUGCGCGGCAAUUGCAGCCACCAUCUAUCUCCAACAAAGCUUCACUGACGACCAUACAGUGCGGGCAGAGAAGCAGGACUGCUUCAAGAAGUGUUUUUCCUUCAUUCGAGAGAUGGGUCAAUACUGGCCCUAUGGCAAUCAGCUAGCAAACAAGAUUGAGCAAUUUGAAAAGGUGGUGUCUACGUCAUUCGACAAUUCAGCGGUGACCAAUUCACCUAAUCCGAACAUCUUCAUCGAUUUGAGUCUCUUUUGGGAAAUCAUUGAGUCCUCGUCCUCGAGCGAACUUUCCACAACAGCCGAUUCUUAUUUCGGUUCCUCGCUCAUUGGCCAUCGGCAAAAUUCGCAUUCUGCAGAGGUUCUCAGAAGUCGCUUGCUUCCUGAGCCAACUCGUAUCAGUCACGAGGGCGUCACGCCGUCAAUUAACAACACAAGAUCAGGGGGCGAGAUGUCGCGUCGCCCGAGUUUUCCCUCGUCCACUUCGCAACUACAAGUUCCGGACUUGCAGUCUUCCCAAGAGGAGGGUUUAUCAAUACUCGCACAAAGCUACUUUGCUGCAGGCCAAGACUUUGUUGGCAAUAUGGACGACUGGUGGUUCUCUGGGCCUACCGUUUGA
This is a messenger RNA of Exophiala aquamarina CBS 119918, 1344 nucleotides long. RefSeq lists its product as uncharacterized. The record is from RefSeq and is a predicted model, not a curated record. The coding region runs from base 1 to 1344 and encodes 447 amino acids. Gene Ontology annotation, cellular component: nucleus. Lineage: Eukaryota; Fungi; Ascomycota; Eurotiomycetes; Chaetothyriales; Herpotrichiellaceae. The transcript is spliced from 2 exons.